Molecule: messenger RNA, 2994 nt
Organism: Prunus avium (sweet cherry)
Lineage: Eukaryota; Viridiplantae; Streptophyta; Magnoliopsida; Rosales; Rosaceae
Source: RefSeq, a predicted model, not a curated record
CAUUCCUCUUGAAGCUUUUCAGCCAAUCGAGAAAAUUAGUAAUGGCAGAAGAUAACCAUGCAAUUGGGAUUGAUCUGGGGACAACUUAUUCGUGUGUGGCAACGUGGCAGGCUGAUCAUGUAGAAAUCCUGGUGAACGAUCACGGUAACAGGACAACUCGUUCUUAUGUUACAUUCACUGAUAAUAAGAGGUUGGUAGGUGAUGAAGCAUUUAACCAAGCCGGGAGAUUCCCCACCAACUCAAUCUUUGAUGCGAAGCGGUUAAUUGGUAGGAGAUUCAGUGACCAAACUGUUCAAAGUGAUAUCAAGCGCUGGCCAUUCAAGGUCAUUGAAGGUAAGGCUGACAAGCCCAUGAUUGUGGUUAACCACAAGGGCCAAGAGAAACAGUUUGCUGCUGAAGAUAUCUCAUCAAUGGUUCUGGCAAAAAUGCGGGAGAUUGCGGAGGCCUUCCAUUGCUCAAAGAUUAGUGAGAAAAAUGCAGUUAUCACUGUCCCCUCUUACUUCAACGACUCUCAGCGCCAGGCUACAUUAAAAGCUGGGAAAUUAGCCGGCUUAAAUGUGCUGCGUAUUAUCAACGAACCAACUGCUGCAGCCAUAGCUUAUGGUAUCGACAAGAAAGCCGGUUGGUUUAAUAAGAGAAAGGUGAUGAUAUUUGAUUGGGGUGGUGGUACAUUGGAUGUGUCGCUACUAACCAUAGGCCAUGGUGUCUUUGACGUGAAGGCGACUGCCGGAGACACUCACCUUGGAGGUGAAGACUUGGAUAACAGAAUGGUAGAUUACUGCGUCGACGAAUUCAAGACAAAAAAUAAGGUGGACAUUUGUGGAGACCCCAAAGCUCUUCGGAAGGCCAAAACCGCGUGUGAGAAAGCAAAGAAGGCACUUUCAUUUUGCUUUGACAUUGAUAUUGAAAUCGACUCUUGGUAUAAGGGUGAAGAUUUUUAUACAACUUUCACCCGGGACAAAUUCGAAGAAAUGAACAUGGAUAUCUUCAACAAGUGCAUGGUGCUUGUGAAAAGGUGUUUGGAGGAUGCCAAAAUGGGCAUAAGAGAAGUCGAUGACGUUGUUCUUGUUGGUGGUUCUUCUAGAAUCCCCAAGGUGCAAGAGCUAUUGCAGAAGUUUUUCAUGGGCAAGGAGUUGUGCAAGAGCAUUAAUCCCGAUGAGGCCGUGGCUUAUGGAGCCGCUGUUCAAGCUGCAGUCUUGAGUGGGAACGUGACGGGGAAGCUUCAAGACUUCACACUCUUGGAUGUCAUCCCAAUGUCACUUGGGACGGAAUAUAACCAUGCAAUUGGGAUUGAUCUGGGGACAACUUAUUCGUGUGUGGCAACGUGGCAGGCUGAUCAUGUAGAAAUCCUGGUGAACCAUCACGGUAACAGGACAACUCGUUCUUAUGUUACAUUCACUGACAGUAAGAGGUUGGUAGGUGAUGAAGCAUUUAACCAAGCCGGGAGAUUCCCCACCAACUCAAUCUUUGAUGCGAAGCGGUUAAUUGGUAGGAGAUUCAGUGACCAAACUGUUCAAAGUGAUAUCAAGCGCUGGCCAUUCAAGGUCAUUGAAGGUAAGGCUGACAAGCCCAUGAUUGUGGUUAACCACAAGGGCCAAGAGAAACAGUUUGCUGCUGAAGAUAUCUCAUCAAUGGUUCUGGCAAAAAUGCGGGAGAUUGCGGAGGCCUUCCAUUGCUCAAAGAUUAGUGAGAAAAAUGCAGUUAUCACUGUCCCCUCUUACUUCAACGACUCUCAGCGCCAGGCUACAUUAAAAGCUGGGAAAUUAGCCGGCUUAAAUGUGCUGCGUAUUAUCAACGAACCAACUGCUGCAGCCAUAGCUUAUGGUAUCGACAAGAAAGCCGGUUGGUUUAAUAAGAGAAAGGUGAUGAUAUUUGAUUGGGGUGGUGGUACAUUGGAUGUGUCGCUACUAACCAUAGGCCAUGGUGUCUUUGACGUGAAGGCGACUGCCGGAGACACUCACCUUGGAGGUGAAGACUUGGAUAACAGAAUGGUAGAUUACUGCGUCGACGAAUUCAAGACAAAAAAUAAGGUGGACAUUUGUGGAGACCCCAAAGCUCUUCGGAAGGCCAAAACCGCGUGUGAGAAAGCAAAGAAGGCACUUUCAUUUUGCUUUGACAUUGAUAUUGAAAUCGACUCUUGGUAUAAGGGUGAAGAUUUUUAUACAACUUUCACCCGGGACAAAUUCGAAGAAAUGAACAUGGAUAUCUUCAACAAGUGCAUGGUGCUUGUGAAAAGGUGUUUGGAGGAUGCCAAAAUGGACAUAAGCGACGUCGAUGACGUUGUUCUUGUUGGUGGUUCUUCUAGAAUCCCCAAGGUGCAAGAGCUAUUGCAGAAGUUUUUCAUGGGCAAGGAGUUGUGCAAGAGCAUUAAUCCCGAUGAGGCCGUGGCUUAUGGAGCCGCUGUUCAAGCUGCAGUCUUGAGUGGGAACGUGACGGGGAAGCUUCAAGACUUCACACUCUUGGAUGUCAUCCCAAUGUCACUUGGGACGGAAAGUGGUCAAGAAAACCGUAUGGCCGUGAUGAUCCCAAGAAACACCAAAAUUCCCACAAAGAAGCACCAAAUUUUCGUUACAACUUGUGACAACCAAAGGGCCGUCCUCUGUGGAGUUUUCGAGGGAGAGAAUGAGUUCACCAGAGAUAAUAAUUACUUGGGUGGAUUUACCAUGGAUGGCAUUCCUCCAGCCCCUAAGGGAGUUGGUAAAGUAGAUGUUUGCUUUUCUAUCGAUGCAAAUGGAAUUCUGAAUGUUUCCGCUGAGGUCAUAUCCACCGGCCAAAAGAGAGCCAUUACAAUCAACAGUGACAGAUGAACUUGCGGAAUUAACAGAUAAAUUUUUAACUAAUUAAUGCGCAGGUUGUGUUGUUUUGGAUGAGUGAUGCUGUAGGCUGGUCCGUCUACCGUUGCGUGGAUUUUAUUCUUGUUUUCAAUAAGAGAAGAGAAGUGCUUGCUUAAUUACUGUAACUAUGUAAGUAAUAAAUUAUAUAUGUUUUAUUUGA